Dictyostelium discoideum AX4 is the source of this 1830-nucleotide messenger RNA. RefSeq lists its product as hypothetical. Lineage: Eukaryota; Evosea; Eumycetozoa; Dictyosteliales; Dictyosteliaceae. The coding region runs from base 1 to 1830 and encodes 609 amino acids. The record is from RefSeq and is a predicted model, not a curated record. The transcript is spliced from 3 exons.
AUGAAAGUAAAUUCAACAACAGAAAUAAUAAAAUCAUUAUUAGAAUGUUUAUCAAAAGAAAUUAGUAAUGGAGAGGAUGAGGAUACAAUGAUUACAGAUAUCACAGAAUUAUUUAACCUUUCAAAAGAAUUUGAUGUUAGAAAAGAAAUAUCAAAUAAACAUAAUGAAUUUUUAAAUAUCUUAAUGAAUUAUAUAAUAAAGUCAACAACAGCAAAUGGUGAUAAUAAUGAAAAAUUAUUUAAAUUCAAUUUAACAUCAAUUAGAUUUUUAAGAAACUUAUGCGCAAAUGUUUCAGAGAAUCAAAAUAUUAUAAUUUCAAAUUCAAAUUUUAUAAAUUUCAUAAUAAAUCAACUAAUAAAUGAAAAUAAUAAUAUUAAAAUAACUCUUAAUAAAAAAAAUAUCCUAACAUCAUUAUAUCAAUUAUUAAUUAAUGGUAUUGUUUUAAAUGAUAAAACUCAAUCUUUAUUAUGGUCAAAUAUCUAUCCAAAUAAUUUAAUAAUAUUAAUUGAAAAAUAUAAAGAUAAUGAUGAAUUUAAAUUAUUACCAACCAAUUUAAUGUUAAUUUAUAAUUGUAUAUUAAAUAGUAAAGAUAGAAUGAAAGAUUUAGUUUGUAAUAAAAGAUUAGUUCAAUUAAUUAUAGAGUUAAUUAAAGAAGAUGAUACAUUCGAUCACGAAUAUAAUACUCAAAAUUUUCAUUGGAUUCAUUUAAUUUCCAAAAGUUUAUUUAUCAAUGAUUUAUUCAUUGAUUUAUAUAAAUCAUUAUCAGAUAAUAAAUAUUCAACUGAAUUAGUUAAAUCAACAACUGAAUCAACAACUGAAUCAACAACAACAGAAUCUACAGAUUCAACAACAGAUUCAACAACAACAACAACAACAGGUAAAACAAAUAAAAAUCAAGUUAAAUUAUUAAAUCUUUUAGAUUCAAUUAUACAUGAUGGUGAUAAGAAGAAUAUUAAAGAAUAUAUUGAAAAAGAUUCAAUAAUUGAUUUAAAGACUUGUUAUUUCAUGAUUGAUGAAUUGGCAAGUUUAUAUAAUUUAGACUUCGCUCGUAAAGAUUUAAAAGUUGAAACUCAACAAUUGACAACAAGUUUAAAUCAAUCAGAUUUCGAUGCAAUCUUUUUCUUUAUUAAAAUAUUUGCAAAUAUUACAUCAUACACUGAAGAGAUGUUAUCAUUAUCAUUAUCAAUAUUUAAACCAAACCAAAUACCAACUAAACAACAAGAGGGGGAAGAGGAUCCAGUUAAUCAAAUUCUAAAUGAUCCAUUCUCAAAGGAUAGUGCAAUUGAUCCAUCUGCUUCUAAAAAAUUCGAUUUAAAUACUUUAUUAAGAAAAAAAGGUUUAGUUGCUAUUUGUAUUGGUUCUUUACAUGGUAAUUAUGGUAGUGAUACAAACAAAUCAUCAUCAUCAUCAUCAUCAUCAUCAUCAUCAACAACAACAGAUGGUGAAACUGUAACAUCAAAAGGGUUUAAUAAAAAUAUUGAAUCACAAGAUAAAGGUUUCAAAAUUGAACUCAUUCGUAUUUUAGGUAAUUUAUCUUACAAAAAUAGAGGUAAUCAAGAUGAAAUUCGUGAAUUAGGUGGUAUUGAAAUCAUUUUAAAUCAUUGUCGUUUUGAUGUUAAUAAUCCAUAUAUUAAAGAAUGGUCAGUAUUUGCAAUUAGAAAUCUUUGUGAAGAUAAUGUAGAGAAUCAAAAUUUAAUUGAAAGUUUGAAAGUUAAAGGUGUUGCAAAUAAUGAUGAACUUAAAGAUUUAGGUCUUGAGGUUGGUGUAACUGAAAAUGGUACAAUUAAAUUUAAAAAUGUACCAAAAAAAGAAAAAGAAAAUAAUCAAUAA